This is a messenger RNA of Scleropages formosus (Asian bonytongue), 1222 nucleotides long. RefSeq names its product mitochondrial ribosomal protein L24 (gene mrpl24). Lineage: Eukaryota; Metazoa; Chordata; Actinopteri; Osteoglossiformes; Osteoglossidae. The coding region runs from base 242 to 892 and encodes 216 amino acids. Gene Ontology annotation, biological process: translation. The transcript has 6 exons. Gene Ontology annotation, cellular component: ribosome. Gene Ontology annotation, molecular function: structural constituent of ribosome; RNA binding. The record is from RefSeq and is a predicted model, not a curated record.
UGGUUUUUUAUUUUAUUUUAUUAUAAUUUGAAGCAGUAAGGAUUCAGAGACUUGUCAGCUGAAUGUUUUUUAUAGCUUAUGCUUUGUCUCGUUAGCUCUCUGAUGUGUUAUCUUUGCUGCUAAUGUAGCGAAUAAAACAGUGACCAGGCAGGGUUACGAUCUAACGAUUUGGAGGAGACAUUUGGCUGCUGUUUGUGUGGAUGUCAGCUUGAAGAGCUCGUCCUUCCCCUCAACCCACACCAUGAGGUUGUCUGCUCUUCUGGCCAUGGCGGCACGACUCAAGUUGCCCCCCGACUAUCGUUUUCCAACGAGCCGCCCUUGGAGUGUAGCCGCCAAGAGGUUAAACCCUCCGGGCAAGAAGAGGAGAAAGGUUUUUGUGGAACCCAUUGCCCAUGAAGACUGGUCCGUGUUCAGGGGUGACAUGGUGGAGAUCCUUUCUGGCAAAGAUGCAGGCAAGCAGGGCAAGGUAGUCCAGGUGUUCCGGAACCGUAACUGGGUCAUCCUAGAGGGCCUCAACACGCACUAUAGGUACAUUGGCAGGACUCCAGAAUACAGGGGCACCUAUAUUGCCAGCGAGGCCCCCCUCCUGCUCAAAGACAUUGCUCUCGUUGACCCCUCGGACAGGAAGCCAACACAAGUGGAGUGGAGGUUCACUGAAGAGGGCGAGAGGGUCCGCGUUUCUGUCAGGACAGGCAGGAUCAUCCCUAAACCGGUGUUCCAGCGUAAAGAUGGCAUUGUGCCACAGCAGUGGAAAGAUGGCCCCAAGGACACGUCUCCAGAGGAUGCUCUGGAGAAGACCUACAAGCCCUCACUGAAGACCUUGCAGGAGGAAGUGAUGGAGAAGCUGGGUAUUGAGGAGACCAGGAGGGCCAGGAAGAGCUUCUGGUAUUGAAGGCCCAGCAGAGACUUAGAUGGACAGACAAGCCAUCCAAUGGGAAGCCUCUGGUUCAGAGGUCAACAUAGUUUUUUUUUAAUUUCACUGAUUGUUUUGUGUGGCUACAGUGAAUUUUUUUUAAAACAUUUUUGUGUACACAUAAGAUCUAAUGUUCUACUGAUGUAAAUUAGCACUUAAGUCAGGCAGACCUGCAUCUCCAGUCAAACGGAUUUGUUUUUGUUUGGUCUCUUAAGUGUGUGAUUGCUUUUCGAUGGACUGGCACCCUGUCCGCUUGACAGGAGAAUAAACUUCACAGCUGUACAUCAUACCGUUAAUGUAUUUUGCAUU